This is a messenger RNA of Camelina sativa (false flax), 1302 nucleotides long. Its product is annotated as putative aldo-keto reductase 4. The record is from RefSeq and is a predicted model, not a curated record. Lineage: Eukaryota; Viridiplantae; Streptophyta; Magnoliopsida; Brassicales; Brassicaceae. Gene Ontology annotation, cellular component: cytoplasm.
GAGAGAGAGAGAGAGAGAGAGAGAGAGAGAGAGAGAGAGAGAGAGAGAGAGAGAGAGAGAGAGAGAGAGAUUCAUGGCGACUUGUGGAGUGAGGAGGAUGAAGCUGGGAAGCCAAGGCCUCGAGGUUUCAGCACAAGGCCUCGGUUGUAUGGGCCUCUCUGCUUUCUACGGUGCUCCGAAGCCGGAAACAGAAGCCAUCGCUCUCAUCCACCAUGCUAUUCACUCUGGCGUCACUUUCCUUGACACCUCUGACAUUUACGGUCCUGAGACCAAUGAGGUUCUCCUCAGCAAGGCACUCAAGGAUGGGAUGAGAGAAAAAGUGGAACUUGCGACGAAAUUUGGAAUCACCUAUGGGGAGGGAAAGAUAGAGGUGAGAGGAGAUCCUGAGCAUGUGAGAGCUGCGUGUGAAGCGAGUUUAAAGCGGCUAGAUGUUUCCUUCAUUGAUCUCUAUUAUUCGCAUCGGAUUGAUACUCGUGUCCCUAUCGAAAUCACUAUGGGAGAACUGAAGAAGCUGGUUAAAGAGGGUAAAAUAAAGUAUAUUGGUCUGUCCGAAGCCUCUGCUUCAACUAUCAGAAGAGCACAUGCUGUUCACCCAAUUACUGCCGUGCAGUUAGAAUGGUCCUUGUGGACUCGAGAUGUGGAAGAAGAAGUCAUUCCCACCUGCAGGGAACUUGGGAUAGGUAUUGUUGCUUACAGUCCUCUAGGACGAGGUUUCUUCGCAUCUGGACCCAAGCUUGUUGAGAACCUAGACAAGAAUGACUUCAGAAAGGCUCUACCAAGAUUCCAAGAGGAGAACUUAGACCACAACAAGAUUGUUUAUGAGAAGGUUUGUGCAAUCUCGGAAAACAAAGGAUGCACUCCUGCACAAUUAGCGCUCGCUUGGGUUCACCAUCAGGGAGAUGAUGUUUGUCCCAUCCCGGGAACCACUAAGAUCGAAAACCUUAACCAGAACAUUGGAGCUUUAUCGGUGAAACUCUCACCCGAAGAGAUGACUGAGCUUGAGAUCAUUGCCCAACCAGGUUUUGUGAAAGGAGAAAGAUACACGACCACGGUACUCACUUUCAAGAACUCUGAGACACCAUUAUUGUCUUCUUGGAAAGCUGCUUAAAACCAGCUGAAGUUUCUGCAGUGUACAACUACAUGAGCGGUUCUCUGUCCAAACAGAUAGUUAUAAGAGUUUAAGGUAGCUCUGGCCAAAGGAUGAUAUAUGUAUACAACAUAUUAUGUUCUACCAAUAUUAUAUACUGUGACCAGUCUCCGAUCUUCAUAGUCUUAGUAAAUCAGCAUAAUUUAAACGUCCCA